Penaeus vannamei (Pacific white shrimp) is the source of this 2106-nucleotide messenger RNA. NCBI's taxonomy places the organism in Eukaryota, Metazoa, Arthropoda, Malacostraca, Decapoda, Penaeidae. The record is from RefSeq and is a predicted model, not a curated record.
AUGCAGCGGGACUGGAAAAUUGAGAUUUCUAAGCACUGCAAUGUCGGUUGGGUGAAUGUCUGUGUAUAUAAACCCGGAUUCGAAAAAGCUGAUGGCAUCUUCACUUCUGGAAUCAUGGCGGUCAUAAGAAUCUUGAUAACUCUUUGCUUCUGUGCUGGGCUGGCGGCAGCAGCUAACUCUACUGAAGAAACUCAAAGGGAAAAGAGAGGCUCCCUCGGCGGCAGUGGACACGGCGACGGCGCAGGGGGCGGGGCCCUGGGGUACCUGGUCGUGGGCGCGGGCACCGGAGGCCAGCACUCCAAGGGCGUCUCGCAGGCAGCCAACCAGGCCGCGGCGGAGGCCACUGCUGCUGCCGCGGGGCUGAAAACUGUUGCUACAGCUGCGGCUUCUGCUGCGGCGGGAGAGGCGGCCAAGGCUGCAUCAGCGGCCUCACAGGUGGCUCAGAAGGCAGCAGACCAGCAGAAGGCUGACGUGGCUCAGCUUACCCAGGCUCUCCAGGGCGCCCAGGCGGCCUUCUUCUCGGAGUCUUCCCUGGCGGGCAAAGCCACGAUGGCAGCCGCGUCGGCGGAGAGCGUGUACUCGCAGGCCCUCUCCCUGAUCCGCCAGCUGGACGCGGCCCAAGCGGAGGUCCAGGCCGUCACGGCUCAGGCGGAGCAGGCUCUCCAAGCCGCGCAGGCCGUGCGGGCCGCACAGGACGCCAUGGCUUGGCAGGCUCUGCAGAUCUCCAGCAGCCUCAGCUUCCAGCAGCAGCUUGCCGUCAGCGAUCUGAACGGAGCGGUCGCAGCCGCUGCCCGAGCCGAGGCUGCGGCCGCCGUCGCCAUGGCCAAGGCGAAGGGGUACGGCGGUCACGGUGGCCGGGGAACCUAUGGCCAGUCGGGGCUCAUGGCCCACGCUGCGGGCGGCCAGGCAGGUUACGGGUCCGGCAGUGUGGGCGGGGGCUUCGUCGGCUACGGCGGGCUUGGCCAGACUGCUUCGACUUCAACAAGUGGUUACGGCAGCGCCAGCCAGUCGAGUCACAUCAGCUUCGGCAGCGUCCAGACGAGCUACGGCAGCGACGGCCAAGGCACACAGAUUAGCUACGGAAACGAUGGGCAAAGCAGCCAUGACAGCCACGGGAAUGGCGACCAAAAUAUCCAAAUCAGUUAUACCGAUGGUAAUCAAAAUGGCUUUACUGAUCAGGUCACUUAUACCAACGGUGACCAAAUAAUCCAUAAUGAUGGUGGCCAAAUCAUUCAGUCAGGUCAUGGCCAAAAUAAUGACGGUCAUGUAACUUACAGCGAUGAUGUCCAAAAUAACGGUGGCCACAAUGUCCAUGACAACGGUCAAAAUGAUCAAAAUACGUUUGUAAACAAUGACCACGCUCAUUUGGGUAGCAAUAUCCAAAACAAUGAAGGCCAGUUUAACUAUGACAAUGGUCAAAAUAAUCAAAUCAACUUUGGUAAUGAUGGACAUAAUAUUGGCCACAUUAUCAGUAAUGACAAUACUCAAAAUGGCCACAUCAGUUACGAAACCAAUGACCAUACAAAUUUUGGCAACGGGGGUCAAAAUAAUGCAGCCCAAUUUAACUACGACAACAAUGACCACAAUGGUCAAAUUAGUUAUGACGAUGGCGGCCAAAUUAAUGUUGGCCAGAUCAUCCAUGGCCAAAAUGACCACAUAAAUGCCCACGUCGGUUUUGGAAACAGUGGCCAAAAUGAUGAUGGUCAUUUUGGUUACAACAACAAUGGCCAAAAUAUAAAUGACCAAUCUAACUACGGUAACAAUGGCCAAAAUAUAAAUGACCAGUCUAACUACGACAACAAUGGCUUAAAUAAUAACGGCCAAUUUAGUCACGGCAACGAUGGCCAAAAUAUCGGUAUCUCAUAUGGCAACGAUCGCACAAAUGGUCAUCAGGUAGGCUUCGAAUACAGGUGUCGCAGCGUGCGGCCGAUCAUUCCGCGGCUUGCUGUAUAUUCUACUCGGAUAGGAUCUCCUCGAUACGGUGUUUCACCCUUCUGUCUCUGUUCGUGGUCUCUGACUAUCAUGUGGGCUCAAGGAGUUAGUAGGAUUGCUAGUGUGGCUGAGGAUGCAGAUUUGUCGCGGGCUGGUGCUGGAGAGGUGUCGUAG